This is a messenger RNA of Penicillium brasilianum, 489 nucleotides long. The record is from the annotation of a GenBank genome assembly. NCBI's taxonomy places the organism in Eukaryota, Fungi, Ascomycota, Eurotiomycetes, Eurotiales, Aspergillaceae.
AUGCCCGUCUGGAUUCGGAAAGGCAUCGACCCUGGCACUAUUGUCACACUCGAUCAGCCUGUUCCCUCACAAUGGAAAAUUCUUCAGAAGCUAAGUGAGUAUGACUGGCAACUCCCCGAAGCUGACUAUCGCCGUGGGGAGCGCCUUUCUCUUGCUGCCGCAAAGCUUCUUUGUUGCGAUGUGAACGACUCUCGAAAGCUCGCCUUUAUGCGAAUCUAUCUCCAAGUCCCUUACAGCGGUACUGAGGAGGAUGACGCGGAUUCUAGAGCUACGCAGGCUAUGAAUUAUAUGCCGAGAGAGUUACUCGCCUACCAAGACCUUACUUCUCAAAACCUGGGAUUCACUCCAAGCCUGCUGGGAUACAAAAUAUCAACACAAGAAGAGUCGGGGCGGGUCCCGGGAGGAUUCGCAGUCUGGCUAGUAUGGGAGAAGGUUCCAGGAGUACGCCUCGGAGAAAAAGAUGGAUCUAACGUGUUCUGGGCUUUGUGA